UCAUCAAACAACAUGGCGCCAGCAGGCAGCUGGCCUGCAUAUACGAACGCCAGGGCACUUUUUUCUAUAGAACAUUAGCGGACAAGUAACUAUUGUAACGCAGCAUCGCUUUUCGACUACGCGAACUUUUUUUCGUCUUAUUGAACGACGACGGGUUUGUCCUCCGACCUUUUAGCAGCCAUAUAAACUUACCAGAAGUGCUACUUUGGAAAACUCACCUGCUUACGCUUCUAUAAAGUACACAUCGUUCUGAAUUCGCCUUUCUUGGAACCGUUAUGCAUCACCCAAGCAGUGCCUUGGUGAGGCUCAAAGUGGAGUGAGAGGAUUGCGUUCUUUUUAGACACCCUUACAGGACGUACUCGUAUACUUUUUUGAGGGGAAAAUGCCAAGUGACUGCGUUCGGAAUAAGAGAUUUGAAAGGACGAAAUGCAUCUAAACAUGAGUGAAAAUAAUUCCCCAGUGGACGACAGGGAACGAGACAGGCUUCCGCCUAUUUUUAAUCAUGGUUUGGAGCGGGGAUCGAAGGCGCCCUGCUCAGCCUAUGGAAACUUCUUCUCCUCCGUGAGUCAGAAGAGAGAAGCAGCCGGCCACGGGCUGUCCUUGCCCCUCAUCCUACCUGCCAUCCGACAAGUGGGGGGGUUCGUGAGAGAUCUCCCCCCAAUCUGUGCGGCCGUGAAGCAGAAGCAUCGCAUCUCCCUGGACAUUCUGCCCCCCGAGGUCAAAGCCCGCUACCCGUCUGACCCCAUCAUCCCCAUACGCACCAAGACAACCAAAGAGUUUCAGGAAGAUAUUGAGAAGGCCACCCUCUCAGGUGACUGGAAGCACGUCCAUGAUUUUUACUUGACCACAUUCGACUCCUUUUUGGAACUCAAUGCAGCCUUUAAGAAAGAGGCAAAUGCUCCAUUUAAUACAACGGAAGACUCAGGAAUUAACACCAAAUUUGUCAACGCUGUUUACGAUGCAAUACUCCAUACACCGCCUGAAACACAGAAGGCCGUAUUAAAAGGCAUCAUUAAUAGUUUAUUACGGGAAUGGAAAGGGCCGCGGACGAAAGACGACCUGAGGGCCUACUUUGUUCUGCUGCAGAGCCCCCAGUACACCACCACGGGUACCUACGUCAUCUUUGCACACCUACUACGGAAGAUCAGCUGCCUGGCAGAGGCUGACCACCAUUUCCUCAUGCACUGGCUCAAGAAGCUGUCUCCUAAGCGCUUCAAGCAGCUGGUGGAGCGACUGCAGCUCUUCAUCAGUACGCGUCUGUUCCCCGCCCGGCCCGACGAGCUGCCGCCCAUGGCCAAAUGCUCAUGGUGGAUACCCGCCGCCGUCAAGGUCCUCUCCCUACUCAACGCAGCCAACAGCAUUGCCGUGGCGCCCAUCCUGCCCUUCGCCGACUUCUACAACACGACACUGGACCACACCGACUUUAUGGAGGACUUCCGCACCUGGCAGGCACACGGCAACUCCAACAGGUUCUCCUUCUGCCAGUUCCCCUUUAUCCUGUCGGCGGUGGUGAAGAAGGCCAUCCUCCAGCGGGACUCGGAGCAGCAGAUGAUCAGCAUGGCCAGGCAAACCCUGGUGGACAAGGUGUCCCGUAGGCAGCGUGUGGACAUGAGCCUGCUCUUCCUCAACAUUAAAGUCAGACGCCUGCAGCUGGUCAGCGACUCCCUGGAUGAGCUGGCGAGAAAGCGGGCGGACCUGAAGAAGAAGCUAAAAGUGACGUUUGUUGGCGAGGCGGGCCUGGACAUGGGCGGCUUGACAAAGGAGUGGUUUCUUCUCCUGAUUCGACAGAUUUUUCACACAGACUACGGUAAGACGCAAGGCCCAAACAGUACCAGAGCAGCCAAUAUGUAAUAAUCAGAAGCAGUGUAAGAGGAUGGAGAAUAACAACCAAAUGCAAGCUGCAGUGCAGUCAUGGCCCAUUUUUAGAGAAAGAAAAUGGUAGCUGAGGUAGCAGUGUGCGUGUGUUUGUGCGUGUGCGUGUGCGUGUGCGUGUGUGUGUGCGUGUGCGUGUGUGUGUGCGUGUGUGUGUGUGUGCACUACUUAUUGCUAAUGAUUUUACCAAUCACUCUCUUCACAUACCAAGCUGCCAAUCUUAUAAGCACUGCUGCAGCUGCUGUCAUUGUAUGUGUGUGUGUGUGCAGGGCCGGUGACAGCUUUGGCCAAGCCCCACAGCCGAAUACAUACUUGGUAAUAAGGACCCAAUUCUGUGCCCCCUCUCUCCCUGGGCCCAGGACAACUCUAGCUAUGCUAGUGCUGUAGUUACACCAUGAACUUACUUGAAGUUUUACUUUUGACACCUCUGCUAAUAAACUCAUCCACCUGGCUGGAGAUUAGGAUCAGC
Molecule: messenger RNA, 2341 nt
Organism: Engraulis encrasicolus (European anchovy)
Lineage: Eukaryota; Metazoa; Chordata; Actinopteri; Clupeiformes; Engraulidae
Product: probable E3 ubiquitin-protein ligase HECTD2
Exons: 13
Coding region: 427-1851 (474 amino acids)
Biological process (GO): ubiquitin-dependent protein catabolic process; protein polyubiquitination
Molecular function (GO): ubiquitin protein ligase activity
Source: RefSeq, a predicted model, not a curated record